Ananas comosus (pineapple) is the source of this 2905-nucleotide messenger RNA. RefSeq names its product dynamin-related protein 3A-like. Gene Ontology annotation, molecular function: GTP binding; GTPase activity; microtubule binding. Gene Ontology annotation, cellular component: cytoplasm; microtubule; membrane. The transcript has 20 exons. Lineage: Eukaryota; Viridiplantae; Streptophyta; Magnoliopsida; Poales; Bromeliaceae. The coding region runs from base 183 to 2645 and encodes 820 amino acids. The record is from RefSeq and is a predicted model, not a curated record.
UCCCCCACCUCUCUUCGUCGACUCUCCUCUCCAUCUCGCUCUUCUUCUUCUUCUUCUUCUUCGUCGAGUUGUGUCCUCUUAUUAGGGUUCCAAAGAAACCCUAACCCUCGAUUCAUUGAUCGAUCGAUCGAAGUGAUCCCAAUCCGAAACCCUCGGCAACUCCGAUCGCGAGUACGGGGGAGAUGGGGGCAGGGGCGGCGGUGGUGGGGAGCACGGUGAUCCCGAUCGUGAACAAGCUGCAGGACAUAUUCGCGCAGCUGGGGAGCUCGUCGACGAUCGACCUCCCCCAGGUGGCGGUGGUGGGGAGCCAGAGCAGCGGCAAGUCCAGCGUCCUCGAGGCGCUCGUCGGCCGCGACUUCCUCCCCCGCGGCUCCGACAUCUGCACCCGCCGCCCCCUCGUGCUCCAGCUCGUCCACUCCCCGCGCCGCCCCGACGGUGCACAGGGGGACGGCGACGAGUGGGGCGAGUUCCUCCACAUCCCGGGGCACAGAUUCUACGACUUCCGGGAGAUCCGUAGGGAGAUUCAGGCUGAGACGGAUAAGGAAGCGGGAGAAAACAAGGGUGUGUCUGACAAGCAGAUUCGGUUAAAGAUUUUUUCGCCAAAUGUUUUGAAUAUAACUCUGGUUGAUUUGCCCGGAAUUACGAAAGUGCCUGUCGGAGAUCAGCCCAGUGAUAUUGAGGCGAGAAUCAGAACAAUGAUCUUGUCAUACAUCAAACACAAGACUUGCAUAAUAUUAGCAGUUUCACCAGCAAAUGCGGAUCUGGCGAAUUCAGAUGCCCUGCAGAUGGCUAGAAUUGCUGAUCCAGAUGGGUCACGAACUAUUGGCGUCAUCACGAAGUUGGAUAUUAUGGAUAGAGGCACUGAUGCCCGGAACUUUUUGCUUGGAAAUGUGAUUCCCCUGCGACUCGGUUACGUGGGUGUGGUGAAUCGUAGUCAGCAGGAUAUUAAUAUGAAUCGUAGUAUCAAAGAUGCUCUGGCCUACGAAGAGAGCUUCUUUCGCAAUCAACCUGUUUAUCAUGGUCUCUCUCAUUGUUGUGGUGUUCCGCAGUUAGCCAAGAAAUUAAAUCAGAUCUUAGUGCAACAUAUCAGGGCUGUUCUGCCAGGAUUGAAGUCACGUGUAAGCGCUCAAUUGACGGCUGUUGCAAAGGAGCUUGCUCAAUAUGGUGAUGUAGUAGAAUCAAAGGCUGGGCAGGGUGCCAAACUCUUGAAUAUUCUCGCAAAAUAUUGUGAAGCUUUUUCUUCAAUGGUGGAAGGGAAAAAUGAAGAAUUAUCAACAGCUGAGCUUUCCGGUGGAGCACGAAUUCACUAUAUUUUCCAGUCUAUCUUUGUGAAGAGUUUAGAGGAAGUUGAUCCUUGUGAUGACAUAACUGAUGAAGAUAUUCGCAUGGCAAUACAAAAUGCAACUGGCCCAAGGAGUGCUUUGUUUGUGCCUGAGGUACCAUUUGAAGUCCUUGUACGCCGACAAAUAGGCCGGUUGUUAGACCCUAGCCUUCAAUGUGCUAAAUUCAUCUAUGAUGAACUAAUUAAGAUGAGCCAUCGCUGCCUAGCAAAUGAGUUGCAGCAGUAUCCUGUCCUCCGGAGGUGCAUGGAUGAGGUGAUUGGGAAAUUCCUACGAGAAGGACUACAGCCUGCUGAAGCAAUGAUAACCCACAUUAUUGAGAUGGAGAUGGACUAUAUUAACACUUCACAUACAAAUUUCGUUGGUGGCAGCAAGGCUGUUGAGCUUGCUCAACAACAAGUUAAAUCUGCACGGUUAGCGGCAACGCUGGCCAAAUCCAAGGAAGGAGUAGAUAAUGAUAAGUUACAAUCAUCUGAAAAGAGUCUUAAACCCCGAGGCAUCCUGGCCCGAACAGGUGCAAAUGGAACCCUUUCGGACUCUCAUCAUGGAGUUCGGCCUGGUGCAGAUGCUGAGAGGCCAGGCUCAUCUGGAAGUGCAAGUGGAUCAAUUUGGGGCAUUUCGUCAAUUUUUGGUGUCAGUGAGGACCGUGCACCUUUGAAAGACAGUUCAGCGAACAAAUCUUCUACUGCUCCCAUGAAUACAUUGGAACAUUCCGUGUCCAUGAUCCAGCUGAGAGAGCCACCACUUAUCUUAAAGCCGUCAGAGAAUCAGACCGAACAGGAGGCGCUAGAGAUAGCAAUCAUUAAAUUAUUACUGAAAUCAUAUUAUGACAUUGUUAGGAAGAAUAUCGAGGACUCUGUGCCCAAAGCAAUUAUGCAUUUCCUGGUGAAUCAUACGAAACGGGAGUUGCAUAAUGUCUUCAUUACUACACUUUACAGGGAAAAUCUCUUUGAAGAAAUGCUGAGGGAACCUGAUGAAUUAGCCAUGAAACGGAAACGUAUUCGUGAAACCCUAAAAGUUCUGCAACAGGCAUACAGGACCUUGGAUGAGAUACCUCUGGAAGCCGAAACGGUUGAGAAGGGCUAUACACUGGAGAGUGAUUCGACCGGCCUUCCAAAGAUCCACGGCCUCCCAUCUUCUUUCUACGGCGCUAAUGAUUUGAGCUCAUCGUACAUGGCUUCUCCCAAAAAUCCUAGGUCAAAGAAGUCAGCACACUCAGGAGAGCAGCCAUCGUCAUUCUUGCAUUCGAAUCCUGAUGCCAAUGGUUUGGGAUCCUACCCGCAAAGCAUUUUCAACCAUAGCUAGAAAUAUAUUUUUUCCCCCACUUUUUUUUUUUCAAUUGAAACCCAUGGUUGGUUUGAUUGAAAAAAGAUUUAUUUUCUAGUCGUAUUCUUUUACUGCUUGCUCUGUGUUUGUGGAGCAGCACACGAAGCUUAUUGUACAGUAAUAAAAUGUACCAAUGCAUCACAUUUUUGUUAGAACGUUUUGUAUUGGUAUAAUGUUUGAGUUAUGACCCUGCUGAGAGAGUUACUAUUUUACUAUAGUCUAUGUUUGACAUGGAUAGA